Choloepus didactylus (southern two-toed sloth) is the source of this 3701-nucleotide messenger RNA. It is a transcript of the gene EMILIN1, whose product is annotated as elastin microfibril interfacer 1. The transcript is spliced from 8 exons. Bases 270 to 3317 code for a protein of 1015 amino acids. Gene Ontology annotation, molecular function: protein binding; extracellular matrix constituent conferring elasticity. Lineage: Eukaryota; Metazoa; Chordata; Mammalia; Pilosa; Megalonychidae. The record is from RefSeq and is a predicted model, not a curated record.
GAACAAACUCCCCUCAGAAGCAGAGAAGAGGAGAGCGGAAGGAACGAGGGGGGGACAGACAGGAGCCUGAGGAGGAAAGAGGAGGGGGAGAGGGGUCAGGCUGGGCUGCCAAGCAGGAGGCCUGUGGCUCGGGGCCGCGACAGGAAGCCGGGGACCAGGACGGCUGUGUCCUGCGGAGCAGCGGCACCCCCGGGGCCCGGCAGAGGCGCCAGUGGCCAGGCAGCCGGCAGGGAUGUGUCUCUGAGGACCCCCGCAGAGCACCCCCCGCCAUGGCCCCCGGCACCCUCUGGAGCUGCUACCUCUACUGCCUGUUGACCACGGCCGCAGGGGCGGUGAGCUACCCUCCCCGCGGUUACAGCCUCUACACGGGGGGCGGCGGGGCCCUCGGCCCUGGGGGACCCCAGGCCCAGAGUGCCCCCCGGCCCGCCAGCCGCCACAGGAACUGGUGUGCCUACGUGGUGACCCGGACCGUGAGCUGUGUCCUUGAGCAUGGAGUGGAGACCUUCAUCAAGCCCGACUACCAGCCCUGUGGCUGGGGCCAGCCCCAGUGUCCCCACAGCAUCACGUACCGCAGCUUCCUCCGUCCUCGCUACCGGGUGGCCUACAAAACGGUGACGGAUAUGGAGUGGCGGUGCUGUCAGGGUUUCACGGGCGACGACUGUGGGGAGGGUCCCACCCCCGCGCUGGGUCCCGCACCCACCACGCCCCGGCCCCCGCCCCAGCCGGCCGGCCGCCCCAACCUCUCCGGCUCCAGUGCAGGCAGCGCCCUCAGUGGGCUCGGGGGAGAAGGUCCUGGGGAAUCAGAGAAGGUGCAGCAGCUGGAGGAGCAGGUGCAGAGCCUGACGAAGGAGCUGCAGGGUCUCCGCGGUGUCCUGCAGGGACUGAGUGGGCGCUUGGCUGAAGAUGUCCAGAGGGCCGUGGAGACUGCCCUUAACGGGAGGCAGCAGCCAGCGGACGCAGCUGCCCGCCCCGGCGUGCAUGAAACCCUCAACGAGAUCCAGCACCAGCUGCAGCUCCUGGACAACCGCGUCUCCACCCAUGAACAGGAGCUGGGCCACCUCAACAACCAUCACGGGGGCGGCGGUGGCAGGGCCCUAGACCCGACCCCAGCGCCUCCCAGCCACAGCGAGGAGCCGCUGCGGGAGCUGGAGCAGCGGCUGCAGGAGUCCUGCUCGGUAUGCCUGGCGGGGCUGGAUGGCUUCCGCAGGCAGCAGCAGGAGGACAGGGAGCGGCUGCGAGCCCUGGAGAAGCUGCUGGCCUCGGUGGAGGAGAGGCAGCGGCAGUUCAGCGGGCUGGCCAUGGCCCGCCGGCCCCUGCAGGAGUGCUGCCCUCCAGAGCUGGGACGGCGACUGGCAGAGCUGGAGCGGAGGCUGGAUGUCGUGGUCGGUUCCGUCACAGUGCUGAGUGGCCGGCGGGGCACUGAGCUGGGAGGAGCAGCCGGGCAGGGCGGCCACCCCCCAGGCUACACCAGCUUAGCCUCCCGCCUCUCUCGCCUGGAGGAUCGAUUCAACUCCACCCUUGGUCCUUCUGAGGAUCCAGAAAAGGCUCGGCCUGGGGGACCUGGGGGACAGGGCCACUGGCUGCCGGCUGCCUGGGGCCGCCUGGAGAUGCUAGAGGGCUCACUGGCCAACGUGAGCGGGGAGCUGGGUGGGCGGCUGGAUCUCCUGGAAGAGCAGGUGGCAGGGGCCGUGCAGGCAUGUAGCCAGCUCUGCUCGGGGGCUCCUGGGGAGCAGGACUCUCAGGGCAGGGAGAUCCUCAAUGCCUUGGAGCGCAGGGUCCUGGACACCGAGGAGCAGCUGCGGCAGGUGGGCUCGGACCUGCACAAGGUGGGAGUGGCUGGGGAAGCCCAGCAGGCCGCACUGGAGGGACUGCAGGGUGCCGUGAGCCAGCUCCAGGGCCGCGUGGACGCACAGGAUGAGAUAGCUGCAGAGUUGGCACUGCGGCUGAACCUCACAGCAGCCCGGCUAGGCCAGCUGGAGGGCCUGCUGCAGGCCCGUGGGGAGGAGGGCUGUGGGGCCUGCGGCGGUGUCCAAGAGGAGCUGGGCCGCCUGCGGGAUGGCGUGGAGCGCUGCUCCUGCCCCCUGUUACCCCCGCGGGGCCCUGGCGCCGGCCCAGGUGGGGGGGGACCAAGCCGUGGGCCCCUGGAUGGCUUCAGCGUGUUUGGCGGAAGCUCAGGCUCAGCCUUACAGGCCCUGCAGGGAGAACUCUCCGAGGUCAUUCUCACCUUCAGCUCCCUCAAUGAUUCCCUGCGGGAGCUCCAGACCACAGUGGAGGGCCAGGGCGCCGAUCUGGCUGACCUGGGGGCCACGAAGGACCGCAUCAUCUCCGAGAUUAACAGACUGCAGCAGGAGGCCACGGAGCAUUCCACAGAGAGUGAGGAGCGCUUCCGGCACCUGGAGGAGGGACAGGCCCUGUCCGGCCAGUGCCCCGGGCUAGAGGGGCGGGUGGGCCGCCUGGAGGGAGUCUGCGAGCGCCUGGACACGGUGGCGGGGGGGCUGCAGGGCCUGCGCGAGGGCCUCUCCAGACACGUGGCCGGGCUCUGGGCCGGGCUACGGGAGUCCAACAGCACCAGCCAGACACAGGCGGCCCUGCUGGAGAAGCUGCUUGGGGGGCAGGCUGGCCUGGGCAAGCGGCUCGGGGCCCUCAACAGCUCCCUGCUGCUCCUGGAGGAUCGGCUGCGCCAGUUCAGCCUGAGGGACCUCACUGGGCCAGCAGGUGAGGCUGGGCCCCCAGGACCUCCUGGGGUACAGGGGCCCCCAGGCCCUGCUGGACCUCCAGGAUCACCAGGCAAGGAUGGACAAGAGGGGCCUGUCGGACCACCAGGUGCCCAAGGGGAGCAAGGAGUGGAAGGGGCACCAGCAGCCUAUGUGCCCAGAGUGGCUUUUUCAGCUGCCUUGAGUUUGCCCCGGUCUGAACCAGGCACAGUCCCCUUUGACAGAGUCCUGCUCAACGACGGGGGCUACUAUGACCCAGAGACAGGAGUGUUCACCGCGCCACUGGCAGGCCGCUACUUGCUGAGCGCAGUGCUGACCGGCCACCGGCACGAGAAAGUGGAGGCCGUGCUCUCGCGCUCCAACCUGGGCGUGGCCCGCAUAGACUCCGGGGGCUACGAGCCCGAGGGCCUGGAGAACAAGCCGGUGGCCGAGAGCCAGCCCAGCCCGGGCGCCCUGGGCGUCUUCAGCCUCAUCCUGCCGCUGCAAGCCGGGGACACGGUCUGCAUCGACCUGGUCAUGGGGCAGCUGGCGCACUCGGAGGAGCCGCUCACCAUCUUCAGCGGAGCCCUGCUCUACGGGGACCUGGAGCUCGAACAGGCAUAGACAGGGGCGGGCCCGACCGUCCCCAAGUGUCUCCGGCGCCGGAGAGGCAGCGGGGGCGGCGGGCUCCUCCGGGUCCCCUCCGGGACCCCAGCCCCCCGGCCAGCCGCCGUUUCCGGACCCGCCGCGAUACAGGCGCCCAGAGCUUCGUCCCUACCUGGGCCACGCCGGGGCCCCUCGUCCGGACUUUUGGCCUGAUCGCCGCCCCCUUCAGGGCCCCUUCAAGGGCUCGGACUGCGCAGGAGCCGAUCCGCGCGUUUAGGCUCCCUCAACCGACCCUCGAGGCCGAGUCCCUGGGCUCCUGUCCCUCCCACCGCCACACUAAGCUAUUCGGGAAUAAAGACACUUGGUUUUUUUUUUCUAAAAAGAAACAAACAAAAAACCAUC